CGGCCAUGGGCUGGGCGCUGUGGCUGGCGCUGUGGGCGCUGGGGGGCUCUGGGGCCCGGGGCUGCCUGCGCUGCGACCCCGGCUCCAUGCGGCUGCUGCGGGAGCUGAAGGGGCCCUACCUGGGCCGGCAGCUGCGGGGGGACCCGGACCUGCGGGCGCGGCUGGAGGCCCUGCUGGAGCGCAGCCUCCAGGGGCUGGCGGAGCUGCCCAUCGGGGAGCAGAGCUAC
Messenger RNA from Trachemys scripta elegans, 227 nucleotides. It is a transcript of the gene IZUMO1, whose product is annotated as izumo sperm-egg fusion 1. The record is from RefSeq and is a predicted model, not a curated record. Lineage: Eukaryota; Metazoa; Chordata; Testudines; Emydidae. Gene Ontology annotation, molecular function: signaling receptor binding; protein binding involved in heterotypic cell-cell adhesion. Gene Ontology annotation, biological process: heterotypic cell-cell adhesion; sperm-egg recognition; fusion of sperm to egg plasma membrane involved in single fertilization. Gene Ontology annotation, cellular component: acrosomal membrane; plasma membrane.